Messenger RNA from Symbiodinium sp. CCMP2456, 951 nucleotides. Lineage: Eukaryota; Dinophyceae; Suessiales; Symbiodiniaceae. The record is from the annotation of a GenBank genome assembly.
CUCCACCGGCGCCGCCAAGGCAGUGGCGAAGGUCAUUCCGGAUGUGAAGGGCAAGCUGACCGGCAUGGCUUUGCGCGUGCCGACCAUCGAUGUGUCCGUGGUUGACCUGACCGUGGAGUUUGGAGGUGGGAAUCCGUUUGAGGGUAUGAUGGCCAGCCUCACGGAGCAGCUCAUGCCCAUGAUCACUGCCCUGAUUCAAAAAGCUGUGCAGGAAGCCAUUGCCAAGGCCAUGGGAGAUGCUGCCACUCCUCCUCGUGUUGUUUUGCAAGAGACUGAUCCAGAGCGCCGGCCCAAGCGUCAUAAGCCUGAUCAUGCUCCCCUUCGUGACAAGGGCAGUGGCAAAGGUUUGAGUGCUCACACUCCUAGGGCUGCUGCUUCGGACCCUGCCGCAGCCACCGCUCGUGGGAGUGACGAUGCUCCUCCGACCAAGCCUGCGAGGAAAGGCAAGGGCCAGGGCACCCCGGUGUCCCCUGCUUCCAUCACUCACGUGAAAUCCGACCCGAACGAUGCCCGGGCACCGUGCUUUGCUGGGCACAAGGCUGAGGCUGUCAAGGUCGCGCCGGCUCGCACCUCGGUUGUGUACUUCAAGGUGCCUGAAAUGUACAUGUCGGCUGAGCAAUUCAAGCAUUGGAAAAACAACCCGAGCCGUGCUGCGUCGGCCUGGGCAAUUUCCCAUCAAGUCACCCUGGCCGACUCUUGGGGCUGGGUUGAAGAACAACCUGCUGGCAAGCAGGGCAGGCAGCUCUUUGGCAUUGCCCGCCUGUUGGAAACCGAGCUUUCCUCCUUGGUUGCAGUCAGUGGUAGAUCGGGAGUCUUCGUUGAUGUGCCGCGUGGCAGCCUUCCCUCAACGGUGCAAUGGCUUGCGCAAACCAAGGGCGAAGCGCCGAUUGCGUACCUUGAGCGAGGCCUUCGCAUGAGUGCUCCGUAUGGAUUGGCCACCCAGGGUGGAAG